GUGUGGAGCUGUUUUCCACUAAAGUCUGACGUUUAUCGCUCAUGGCAACAGAGGGUUUGGAAAAGACGAGUGAAGAUGCUGAAGCAUCGGGGAAGGUGUAUACCAGGUUCGACCUGGAGAAGGAGACUGAGCUUCGGUUCGAGGUGGAGGCAGGAGAUGGAUCAGAUCAAGUCGAGCUGGAACUCAUCACAGGACUGGCUGAAGUGUUUGGAUCCGAGCUGAACCGCAACAAGAAGUACACAUUCGGACCAGGAUCCAAGAUCGCAGUUUUCACCUGGCAAGGUUGCACUGUGAAUCUUUAUGGAAAACCUGAAGUGGCAUACGUGUCCAAGGAUACUCCUAUGCUGCUCUACCUAAACACUCACGCUGCCCUGGAACAGAUGAGGAAACAAGCAGAGCGAGACAACGAGAGGGGACCGAGGGUAAUGGUGGUGGGACCUAUGGAUGUUGGGAAGUCCACUGUGUGUCGACUGCUUCUCAGCUAUGCUGUGAGGGUUGGAAGGAGGCCAACACUUGUGGAACUAGAUGUUGGACAGAGUGGGGUGUCUGUCCCUGGAACGGUGUCGGCACUGUGCAUUGAGCGCCCGGCAGACGUGGAGGAGGGUUUCUCCAUUCAGGCUCCUCUGGUGUACCACUUUGGCUCUACUACUCCAGGGACCAAUAUCAAACUUUACAACAAGCUGACGUCGUGUUUGGCUGAGGUGUUUUCUCAGCGCUGCGAGGUGAACCGUAAGGCCAGCGUGGGAGGUUGUAUCAUCAACACUUGUGGCUGGGUGAAGGGUUCUGGAUAUCAGGCUCUGGUCCACUGUGCCUCUACCUUUCAGGUGGACGUGGUGUUAGUGUUGGACCACGAGAGGCUGUACAAUGAGCUCAAACGAGACCUGCCUCACUUUGUGCGUGUUGUUCUCCUGCCCAAAUCCGGCGGAGUGGUGGAGCGCACAAAGGAGUGCCGGCGGGAAACCCGUGAUGAAAAGAUCCGAGAGUAUUUUUACGGCUUCCGUGGACUGUCCUUCUUCCCUUUCUCUUUUGAAGUCCGCUUCUCAGAUGUCCGCAUCUACAAGAUCGGUGCUCCGUCCAUCCCAGACUCGUGCUUGCCUCUGGGAAUGUCUCAAGACGAUACGCAGCUGAAGCUCGUGCCUGUGACGCCGGGGAGAGAUCUGACGUAUCACGUCCUGAGUGUGAGCAGCGUGGAUGAUAGGGACGAAGACGCUAGAAAGAGUAUCGUGGAGAGUCCUGUGUGUGGUUUUAUCGUAGUGACUCAUGUAGACGUUCAGACACAAGUGAUGAAGGUGUUGUCCCCUUCACCCAGACCCCUGCCCAGACACACACUGCUCAUCAUGGACAUCCGCUUUAUGGACAUGAAAUAAUGCAACAUCCUGGGGAAGAAGAAUUGGGACGAGGUGGUGUUCGUGUUUGGGGCGAGUCUGUUUCUUCUUGAGUAAAAAAAAAAAAGGUGUUUAACUGGUGUUUGCUACACAUGUUACUGUUUUGUAGAGCUCCAUGUACAGGUGUUUUUAACCCUUUUUUAUUUUUACAAAU
Molecule: messenger RNA, 1539 nt
Organism: Nematolebias whitei (Rio pearlfish)
Lineage: Eukaryota; Metazoa; Chordata; Actinopteri; Cyprinodontiformes; Rivulidae
Gene: clp1
Product: cleavage factor polyribonucleotide kinase subunit 1
Exons: 6
Coding region: 42-1367 (441 amino acids)
Biological process (GO): tRNA splicing, via endonucleolytic cleavage and ligation
Cellular component (GO): mRNA cleavage factor complex; nucleus
Molecular function (GO): polynucleotide 5'-hydroxyl-kinase activity
Source: RefSeq, a predicted model, not a curated record